Molecule: messenger RNA, 5323 nt
Organism: Nasonia vitripennis (jewel wasp)
Lineage: Eukaryota; Metazoa; Arthropoda; Insecta; Hymenoptera; Pteromalidae
Product: DNA (cytosine-5)-methyltransferase PliMCI
Exons: 13
Coding region: 857-5056 (1399 amino acids)
Cellular component (GO): nucleus
Molecular function (GO): chromatin binding; zinc ion binding; DNA (cytosine-5-)-methyltransferase activity
Source: RefSeq, a predicted model, not a curated record
AUGGGGAGACGAAUCGUACAGUAUAGGAAAAAGAACAAUUUCCGAAUCGUUAUUUUUGAGAUUAAUUAAUAUCAAGCAACCCCAGUGCCGGGUGUACUCGGCGGGCGGCUCUCUGAAAAGACGAGAUUUCGAUUAUCCCGAGAACAAAUAUCGUGUCCGGUGUCACGAAAAAGAAGCGAAUUUGUGCGCACCAGCAGCGAGUGUUGUAUAGGAGUAGAAACGUCUCGUCGCAAUUUAGCUGGGGAUCUCAGGAUCGGCGCGGCGCGUAUUACGUCGCAGGCAUCAGCAGCAUGGCGCCGAAGCAAUUAGUAACCCUCGAGGGCAUACCAAGCCGCUCGUGCUCUCGUGAUCCAAAGCGCAGAGUGCGACUGAUAUGCAGAAAGUCCCUGUGUGAUGUAUACUGUACCUAUAUAAUUGGCGGCGCCUCGACGCUCCGAGUAUAUGCGCCGUUAUGGUUGGCUGCUCGCAGGUGCAAUUAACGCGCGAGUAUACGACAGAGACACUUAGCUCGAUACACCCUGAAUUGUAACUUGCCACUUUGAAAAUUCACCUUUUCCCGCCACCUGUUAUUGGCAUCACUGCGAGAACGCCGACUUCCGGAAAUUCGCUGCUUCUUUGUAAAGGCCGCGACUGUGUGUAAACAGCGUAGGACAGGCCUGCGCUGUAUAAGUAAGUAUACUAAGGCGCUUCAGCGCUUGCAUCACGAUUUCCAAGAAGCCCUUGCGCGACAGCGAGACGCUUGUGUUUUGUUUUGUUAUCAGCUGCCGCCGGUCGCGUGCACGACGCAGUUCUUUCUCGGCGCGAUUCGCGAGCGCGAGUCGUGUUUUGUCAGUUGUCGAUGCUCUAAGUAGCUCUGAUGCAAGUGGAACUCAUCAUGUCGUCGGACGAGUGCAACGAAUCUCCAGGCCGAAGCCGAUCCAGGUCUUGCAGCACUGCUACCUCGAUGGAAACGGAUGAACUGCAGUCCCUCCCGCCACCGCCGGAGGAGCGGGAGGACACGUCGCGCGAAGCGGACGACGAGGAAGAGUCGAAGCCCGACGCCGAUGGGGCUGGACCUUCGUAUCUGAGGCCGCGGAGCCAUUCAAGGUUGCUGGAAAACGACGAGGCGGGCGAUCGGCAAGCCACCGCUGACCACUCGAGUAAGAGGUCCAGAACUGAACUGGCGACAAAGCAAUCGAGGCCCAAGAUGAUGCACACGGGAAGGGUUGCUGCGAGCAGGAAGGAACCCGUCUGCGAGAUCUGCCGGCAAAAGUUGCAAGACAAAGACCUGAAGAUGUACGCUGGUCACCCCAACGAUGCUGUAGACGAGUACAAUGCUGUCAUUGACGAAAAGCUCUGCUUGUUCAACGGGGAGGAGGAGCAUGUCAUGCAGCACGACUGGAGGGCCAUAAACAAGAUCACCUUCUUCAACGUGUACUGCAGGAAUGGACACCUAUGCCCAUUCGACUCGGGUUUGGUGGAGAGGGAGGCUUACAUCUAUCUGUCUGGCUAUGUGAAGCCGAUCUACAGCGAUGAUUCUUCCAUAGAAGGAGCUGUUCCUAGCAAAGAUAUCGGUCCAAUUGUCGAGUGGUUUGUCACAGGCUUUGAUGGUGGCCAAGAUGCUAUUAUAGUUCUGUCCACUCCUUUGGGAGAAUAUUAUUUAAUGCAACCCUCGGAUGAUUAUUCUCCAUUCAUGAGAUGCGUCAAAGAAAAGACUUUCAUAAGUAAAACUGUUAUUGAGUGUCUGCUAGAUGAGCCCAACUCAGAGUACGAGGAUUUGUUGAACAAGUUUGAGACUAUACCAAUGCCAAGCGGACUUCCCAGAUUUACUGAAGAGUUGUUGAUACACCAUGCUCAGUUCAUUUGUGAUCAAAUACUGUCUUUUGACGAAUCGGCAUUAUCCGACGAGCCGCAAUUAAUUCACGCCCCUUGCGUGAAAUCGAUAAUCGAUCUGUCAGGAGUAACGUUUAAGAAACGUUUUAGAAGAGGUAGAAGGCGUCAAUUUCUAGAAAACGAUGAAGAUUGGCAAAAAGGAUUGAGAUUGAGCAAACAAAAAGCGCCUUAUUGGUCAAAGGCCACCACCACUCAACAGGUGCAUGAUUUGUUUGAAAGUUUCUUUCCUGAUCAAUUGGACAACACUGCUGACAAGUUGAAAUUGAAACGUCGAAGAUGUGGGGCUUGCGAGGCAUGCUUGGAAACCGACUGUGGUCAAUGCGCUUCUUGUAAGAACAUGAUCAAGUUUGGUGGUACUGGAACUAGCAAACAAGCGUGCGUUAAACGUCGAUGUCCCAACAUGCAACUUGUUGAGGGCGAUGACGACGACUACGACGAAGAUGACGAUGAUAAGGCCAACCAUAAAGAAUCAAGUAUAGAAGUUCACCGAAAAAUGAUCAGAGCAUUAAAGAAAAAGAAAAGUGCUGUUAUAGAGUGGAUGGGAGAACCUAUUCAAAGUGCUAAAGGAGAUUUUUAUAAUGCUGUGAUGAUCAAUCAUGAUGUCAUUAAAAAGAAUGACUAUAUUUUUAUUGAGCCAAUCAAUUCGUCUGUACCCAUGCAAGUGAUCAAAGUAAAAUACAUGUGGGAAAACAAAAUGGGCAUAAAAAUCUUGCAUGGUACUUGGCUAUGGCGAGGCAGUGAAACUAUUUUGGGAGAAACAUCACUUCCAAGAGAAUUAUUUUUGGUGGACGAAUGUCAAGAUGUUCCACUUAUAUAUGUGCAGGCAAAAGCCAACGUGCUUGUACGUGAAUACUCAAACGAUUGUACCGAAAAAGGAAAUAUUAUUGAUGCACUAAAGGAAAACAGCAUGAUUUUAUUUUAUCAAAAGCGAUAUGACCACGUUGCAGCUCGCUUUGAAGAUCUUUUGCCAGAGCUAAAUCCUCCAAAGGGAGCAGAACAUUGUUUCUGCUCUACGUGUGCACGUGAUAUAUUGUCUAAAAUGAACAGGACGCCACAGCUAUUGGAACUCUUGGAUGAUACUGAUGAUAAAAGAAUUAAAUAUGGUAUAAUUAGGUAUUUAAAUGAAGAAUUUCGAGUUGGAAGUGCUGUUUAUCUCAAGCCAAAGACAUUUACUUUUGAAUUCCCAAAUAUGAAUCAGGAUACUUCAAGAGGUCAAAAACGAGAGAUUGUGGAUGAAGAAAAGUAUCCUGAGGCCUACCGCAAAUUCAACGACAGAGUAAAGGGUUCAAAUGUAGAUACCCCUGAGCCAUUUGAUAUAGGAUAUAUCACAAGCAUUUAUUCGACAAGCAAGUCCAAAUUGUUGGCUGGUGUGAAUGCAUACGUUACAGUGAAAAAAAUGUACAGACCAGAAAAUACUCACAGAGGUGAAAGUUUAAAAAAAAAAUCUGAUAUGAACAUGUUAUACUGGAGUGACGAAGAGUGUGACGUACGGUUAAAUUGUAUAGUUGGAAAGUGUUACAUAGCUUAUUCAGAGAAUUUGAAUCAAAGUAUUGAAGAAUGGUCAGCAUCAGGCCCACAUCGAUUUUACUUUUCAGAAGCUUAUGAUCUUAAUAAUGAAGAAUAUACUGAACCUCCUGCACAUGCAUGCAGUGUCACUAAAAGUUUUAAGAAAGAUGUUAAGGCCAAGUCAAAGAGUAAGAAGGUUGAAACUAUAAUUGAGGACAUUCCUGUUUCUCUUCCUCAGAUUUCACAUAAACUUAGAACUUUAGAUGUUUUUGCUGGUUGUGGAGGUCUAUCAGAAGGACUUAAACAAGCUGGGGUAGCAGAAAGCUUGUGGGCUAUAGAAAAUGAUACAGCAGCAGCUCAUGCCUAUCGAUUGAACAAUCCAAAAGCAUCCGUUUUUACGACCGAUUGUAACUCAUUUUUGGAAAAAGUUAUAAAUGGAGAAACAUCAUUGGGUGGUCAGAGUUUACCUAAAAAAGGUGAAGUAGAUCUGCUAUGUGGAGGGCCGCCCUGCCAAGGUUUCAGUGGCAUGAAUCGUUUUAACUCAAGAGCCUACUCUUCGUUCAAGAAUUCUCUUAUUGUUAGUUUUAUUUCUUUUUGCGAUUAUUAUAAGCCUCGAUUUUUCCUCAUGGAAAACGUAAGGAACUUUGUAUCGUUCAAAAAGAGCGCCGUGCUUAAAUUAACAUUAAGUUGUCUCUCACGAAUGGGUUAUCAAUGUACUUUUGGAAUUCUCCAAGCAGGCAGCUAUGGUAUUCCCCAAACACGGAGAAGAAUGAUAUUGAUAGCUGCUGCACCCGGAGAAAUUCUUCCUCGUUUUCCUAAUCCGCUUCAUGUAUUUAGUAAAUCAACUUGUCAGUUAACUGUCGAUGUUGAUAACGUAAAGUAUUUUACGUUUACUGAUGUACACGAGUCAGCUCCUUAUAGAGCGAUCACUGUUUACGAUGCUUUAUCCGAUUUACCCAAAAUUAAGAGUGGCAGUAAUGAGGUUGUCAUGCGAUAUGAAAAUGACCCUUUAACACACUUUCAAAGAAAGAUGAGAUCUGGCAUGGACGAUGAGUUAGCACUAUAUGAUCAUAUAUGUAAGGACUUGGGACCAUUAGUAGAAGCUCGUAUGGGUCUUAUACCUACAAAGACUGGAUCUGAUUGGCGGGAUUUACCCAAUAUCGUAGUUCGUUUGAGCGAUGGAACUUGUACGACGAAAUUAGAGUACAAAUACAACGAUAAAAAAGCAGGAGUCAGUUCUACUGGAGCACCGAGGGGUAUAUGCAGUUGUAGUGAGGGCAAAUCUUGCAGUUUGCGCGAUAAGCAAGUAAAUACUCUGAUUCCCUGGUGCUUACCGCACACAGCUAAUCGGCAUAACCACUGGGCUGGACUUUAUGGCCGAAUCGAAUGGGACGGCUUCUUUAGCACAACUAUUACUAAUCCAGAACCGAUGGGUAAACAGGGCCGAGUUCUUCAUCCAGAACAAACACGAGUAGUCAGCGUACGCGAAUGUGCCAGAUCUCAGGGAUUCCCCGACAGUUUUCGAUUCUACGGAAGCAUACAAGAUAAACAUAGGCAGAUUGGCAAUGCAGUGCCUCCUCCGUUAGCUAAGGCUAUAGGGCUGGAAAUUCGAAAAAGCGUCAGUUUGAAAGAAGCCAACGAAGUUCUCGAUAGAGUUGUUGUAGAAGAGGAAAGUUAGAGUUUUGUCGUUGACGUCUAGAUUUUACAGCGUUCUUUCAUUUUUUCGAGACUGACUGAAUUUUUUUAUCAUUAUUUUGAUACCAAUUUAUGUACUAGCGUAUAUUUACUUUUUAAAAGUAUUUUUAUGACCUGUUUAAGUUCGCAAUUAUCUACUCGAUAAGAUAACUAUUUUUUAAAUGACCUUUUGCCUUUAAGUAUCAUUAUUGUAGGCAUCGUAUUCUUGUGCUUUACUUAUUAGAUUGCAAAUUAAAAUCAUGUUUUCGUA